AUGAUUCGCCAUUAUUCGACUUGCUGCCACUUAGAGCUUCAGCAACGUUCUGUGGAGUUCACUCAGGUCUUUGAGCAGCCUGAGCACCUUCGUAUAGGCUUGUUCGAAUGCAUGCCACUUGUUGAAUCUCGACUGGCUGGAAGCGUUCAGGUAUCUUCCACUGGUUGCUUAGGCCUUGAUGGCACUGAUCCUAUUCCUUCAGGUGGGCUGGAGUUCAGUUUAAAGAAGGAAUCUCCUGCAACGAUAGCUACUAGCGACAGUGUGGCAGUGAGUUCUCCUUCAGUCAGCGGUGCACUUAAUAUACUUGGAGGGCCAAUGGCAGUGUCGGGCACUCCUAAUAGCUCCAUCCAAAUGGCCCCGGCUAUGAAUGGAGGCUCUUUUGCUGGGCAUAUACCUACAGAUAAUGAAGUUUGUCUACUUGACCUUCUUGGUACAAUAGAUGACAAUUCACCCACCGUUCAACCAAUUACUGUUGAAACUCAAAAUCAAGAAAUAUCAAAAAACAUAAAUAUU
Protopolystoma xenopodis is the source of this 513-nucleotide messenger RNA. The record is from the annotation of a GenBank genome assembly. Lineage: Eukaryota; Metazoa; Platyhelminthes; Monogenea; Polystomatidea; Polystomatidae.